This is a messenger RNA of Dermacentor silvarum, 492 nucleotides long. RefSeq lists its product as uncharacterized. The transcript is spliced from 4 exons. The coding region runs from base 133 to 492 and encodes 119 amino acids. NCBI's taxonomy places the organism in Eukaryota, Metazoa, Arthropoda, Arachnida, Ixodida, Ixodidae. The record is from RefSeq and is a predicted model, not a curated record.
UUCAGCUUAUUUUGCAUGCUUCAUCAACCGUGCGAGACCCACUUAUAUUGUUAGAGGUCCCACACGUGGGCAUGUGAAGAUACCGAAGGUGGACCCUUCUGAAUCCAGAUUCAGUCGUGCAUCCAGGAUACCAUGCGCCUCAGGAUCGCCGCACUUUUGAUCAUCGCCGCCGCAGUGGGCUCCAUCCGAGGUGAUGCGGAUGGCAUGAAGGAAAUGCUCAAAAGAGUGGUCGAAGAGAAGGUAACCGAUCCUUACAGCAAGAAGCUCUUUAUGAGCAAGUACUCAGAGAUGCGCGACUGCCUCUUGGACAUGGCUUCAAUGACGCCGGAUGUUGCCGUGCAGGUCGUCAAGCAGAUGGUCCCGCACCUAAACGACUGUGGUGCAAAGCUGGCGUCGGAGCCAGACGACAAGAAGGCAGCUGUGUACGUGACCUGUACUCAAGACGCUGCUGGAAAAGUCAAGGUGUGUGGCAAGAACAACACAGAUUUUUAA